This is a messenger RNA of Vespula vulgaris, 8192 nucleotides long. RefSeq names its product probable G-protein coupled receptor 158. Gene Ontology annotation, cellular component: membrane. The record is from RefSeq and is a predicted model, not a curated record. Lineage: Eukaryota; Metazoa; Arthropoda; Insecta; Hymenoptera; Vespidae. Bases 2316 to 5846 code for a protein of 1176 amino acids. The transcript has 13 exons. Gene Ontology annotation, biological process: G protein-coupled receptor signaling pathway. Gene Ontology annotation, molecular function: G protein-coupled receptor activity.
AUGAGCCAUUUAGAAUAGGUUUAUGCUCGACAAGGUCAUCGAAUUUCUCACCUAUUCAUUUAUUCGCGUGGUGUAGCAUAAAGGACAAAGGGCUUAUGUAACAUAGCACCCGGAAUGCAAACGAGUCGAGGAAUACCGUGAUUAGAAGUACGAUUAGUGUAACGAUCUUUAUCUCGUGACAACGAUUAAAAGCUUCGCAAGUUCGAUUCGUACGUGAGAACCUUGAUGUUUAUUAACAGAUUAUAUCGCAAAAAGAAAGUUCUCUUUUUCUCUUUCUCUUUCUCUUUCUUUUUCUAAUUAUCUCUCAUAAAUUUAUUCAAUCUUAAGAUCACCGAUAAAACAAAGGCUACAAAAUUACUUGGCGCAAAAUGCAUGUCAUAAUAUAAUAGAAGUUCAUUGACGUUAAUCUUUUCGUGCACUAAUAUCUUUGUUAAAUCGUUUUUUCGCAUUACGAUAAGAAAAACGAUGACAUUAGAAAGGGGAUAUCUUUCGUUUUUUAUUUUUUGUCAUGCAAUAUACUAUCGUGCGAAAAAUAGACGGCCUAGAUAAUAAGGAUGACAAGUGAGGUCGCGAGCAAUCGUCCUCGUAUUAAUUAGAAAGGAUAGAAUAAACAAGAAAUAGAAAAAGAAAAAGAGAUAGAAAAUGUAUUUGGAGCGAAUCGAAAAUGAUUGAGGUAUAUAACAAUUAAAGUUGUUCACGUCAUAUUUACGUCUAUAUACGGAUACGUGAUUAUGUAGGUACAUAAUUAUUUUUGUAGAGGAUACUCGCGGUCAAUGAGGUAAUUCUAUAUUGUCGUACUGUCUCUUGUUUUGAAACAGAAUUUAAUUAGAACAUAUGUUAAAACGUCAAGGUACCUUUCAAAGCAAGGAUCAAAUUUAAGUGUAAUCGAAUCUCUUAAUUUAAUUUUGAAUUUCAUCCUUUUCAAAGGUAAAUUUCAAAGGUAAAUGAAAAAUGAAAGGAUUCGGAUCCUUUGAUCAAUCGAUCUUUUUUUAGCUUCUCAGUUCAUUGACUUCCAUUAAUCUGUAUUUGAACAAAAGUAAUGCAAUUUGUGUUGGAGACUUAUUCCAGUCGCGUCAAUUUUAAAAUUGCCAAGAAAAUACAAUGAAUUUGAUCUCAAUUGUUUGAAGAAAAUCGAACAGAAGGAUUGUCAUUUGUGUACGUAUGUGUGUGUGAAAGGAGGAGUGAGAGAGAUAGGAGACAUGCGCUCUACGUGCGUUUCCCUUUCUUGUUGCAACGGCUCUCCGUAGGGUAGCAGCCAGUUUUCAUCCCUCAGUUCAACGCCGCGUGCGAGCGUGACACGAUGAGAGACUACGGUUCAUUUCUUCACGCUUUUUUCUAACUAAAAUUACUAACUCUCAGUGUCACGUUUUUCUCGCUUUCCCCCUUUCCGUGCUCUUUUCCAAUCACCGAACUUGUAAAAAGGAAAAAGAGACACAAUGACAUUCGAUCUAAUUUAUGACUUCUAUUCGUAGUUUUACGAUAAGAUUUAAAAUAAUCUUCUGUUUCUUCAUCCUCUCUUCCUACAUAUUUCUAUCGUUUUAAUUGUACUUAUCUUGCUUCUUGAAAAAAAAAAAAAAAAUCGAGCAAAGUACCAAAAUCGUAAUCGGCGCAAAGAAAGAGACAAGAGAAUGGAAGAUAGAAUUGGUAUCGAUGAAUCUCCAUUGAAAUUGCGAGCGUGAAAGUGACUGGUUUUUUUUUUUUUGAACGCUCCUUAUCCCUAUCUAUCCAACUUCUCUUUUUCUCUCACUUAUCUAUGUCUUUUAAGGCGACGAAGAUCGCAGAAAAUCGAUGAACUAUGCGUUCGGUCGAUCGACCGACUCUCGAUAAGAAAAUUCGAUUCUCGUAAAUAACGUACGUUCCACGGAGAUUUUUUUUUCUUCAUAUCGAUUAAACACCACGAAGAAGGCCUCCUCUGUCUUCCAGGGUGACACGAAGGGAAUCAGUCAUGUCGAUGUCGUUGUCACUUGCGAGAUCGAGAAAGACAGGCACGUUUUUGCGAUCGUCCAAGUGGAAGGUGCAGUGCCUUGUGGCGUUGGAAUUUCGUUCGAAGGGAUAAGAGGAGGAAAGGGUAGAAGGAAAAGAAAAACUAGCUAAACUCUUUCACGUUUGCGUCCGACGACGACGAAGAAGAAGAAUACAAAUCACAAAGAGGAUUUGCAAAGAUAUAUUGCUCUUGUCAAAAAUUACUAGUGCCAAUUGUGGUGAUAGUGGUCACACCAUGACGUGAUUUAUCACGAGAAAGGAUCCUCGGAAUAAAGGGGAAAAAGAAGGAGAAAGUUCCUAAUGAUCGAAAAGAAGAAGGGAUCGGUCUAACGAUGAGUGUCAGUAAAUUUCGUUACGCUCUUGUUCUGCUCGCGUUUACGCACGAAUUUUUGUUAAUAACCAGCAAGAGGGAAUCAACGGAGAUCGAGAUGUCCAAGGAGUAUUUGCAUCAUCAACAGAGUCAUCGGCAACGAACCUUCGCCAUGGAUCGACUGAUGGAUAAGAGCUCGCGAGAAGAGGAUUCAACAAAUGCGAAGAAUUACGUGGUUUUCGUCGAAACACCGACCAAUGGGAAGGCACGAGGUGUAACCUCGGAAUUGGCCAGUAAGGAAAUUGAGAAAGAAUUGGAGACGAAUAUCGAGAAACCGCAAACGACUCAGAUCAGACAUGGCAGAUCUCGCAGUCAUUUCGUUAGACAAAUCAAACUCGAAGAUCUGGAGUCGUUGCGCGUUAGGACGAAAAGAAUACACCUUUCUUCGAAUUUUACCGAUACGGAGAACGAGAAGGUGCUUGAAGAUUCGAAUUAUUCGAGGAGAUACGAGUCAAGGGAAGGAAGGGAAGGUAAAGGGGAUGAUACGACAAAGAAGGAUCGAUGGUCUUACGGUACCCCAGAGACGUGGACCGAGUCAACGAGACAGCUGAACGAGCUAAUUCGUAAAGUCUUUCGACAGCACGCUGACGUAGCUCGUGUGGAGCAUCGCGAGAAAGAAGAUAUCUUGGUGAACAAGUUUAAAAAAAUUUCUCGAUCGGAUAAGCAUCGAAUCGAGGAUCCGUUCGAUUCGACGGAGAAUUCGAUCAUCGCUUACGGCCGUGUUCUACACUCUUCUACGAUCGAUGAAGACUCCUCGAAGAUAGAUCCUAGCGAAAACGAUUUCGACGGUGUGUCUAUCGAGGAUUUCGAUAAGUUCGUUAUUCGUCAAGUCGUUGAAAACAGUUCGAUAAGUAGAAUCAAUGAUUACGAGGAUAUAGAGGAGAGUACAACUUCAGACAUUGAGAUAGAUAAUCUUUCCACGAAACGACAUCUCGAGAAGGAAUCCGUCCAAGUCGACAUUGUCACGAGGUUUCUUCGUAUAAUCGAGAAUCAACAUUUACUUGGGGAAAACUGUACCGCCGGUACUGAUCUCAAUCUCGGCGAAGGUGUCGUCGACCGUUACGCUCAAGAAAGGUUUCGGCUCGAGGCAAAUCUCGCGGUAAAUCGGGCCAACAUGCUCACCAGGUUAUGGAAAUAUGCACCUGAGGUGAUGCUUUCCUCGGAAUAUCUUCUACAUGCAAGCGUGCUUUCAAUGGUCGAGUUCGAUGAAGAUAUCUUUGCCGCCGGUAACUGCUACGACAAGCUUCAGUACAAAGAUCACUGGCUCUAUUGUCCCUUUGCUCAUCGGCUUCAGGAUCAGGAGGGUGUUUUAGUAAAGGACUUAGCGAUCGAGUAUAAGUACUUGAGCAACAGCAGCGAGUGGUUUUACAUUGCCAGGAAGAACGCCGAGAGGGUUAUUGCCAGUAACAACCAAUUUAGCCGAGGUUUACAUACGUAUACUUAUAACGAGAGCACCCAUACCGAACGGGAGGAGGACGAAAUACUUACUGUGAAAUAUGAGGAUGGCAGAUGGUCAAAACCUUACUACGAUUGUGGUGGUGGCAACAUUUGGAUGUUGACUUAUACCGUUCCUUUCUUUGGAUAUGUUAACGACACAUACUUUUUCAAAGGUACCAGUGGAAUUGAUAUCGAUUUACGAAGAGUCGACAUAGAUCAAUGCCCUUUACCACCAGGAUCUAAUCAGCUCAAUAUAUUCGCUGCCAGUGACAAGUGUAAAAAACGUACAACGAAGUGUGUCGCUAUUCCUGGAUUGGGUUUUCGACGUGGAAGUUACCGAUGUGUUUGCAAACGUGGCUUUUAUUACCCGGAUACGAAGUCAACCAAACGUUAUUACAACGGAACCGUGAUCGAAGAAGAGUAUGAAAAAUUGAUGAUGGGCGAAGAAAGUCAAUACGCCGUUGAAGAUUCCUUCGAGUGUCUUCCUUGCGCGGAGGGUUGCGAAUCCUGCGUCGAUGGCUCGCCCUGUGUCGUGUCCUUGAAUUGGCUCAUGAGAACAGCCAUACUUAUCUUGGAGUGUUGCGUCAUCGCUUGUCUCCCUGCCGUCGCGCUCUUCACCUGGAAAUACGGAAACGUCAAGGUGGUUAGAGCUGCCAGCCCCGUUUUGCUGCGCGUUAUAGUACUGGGCGCCUUCUUCAUAUAUUGCACGACAAUAGUUAUGUAUCCUCAGCCAAACGUUAUAACGUGUACUGUUCGAGUUUGGCUCCGAGAAAUCGGUUUUUCCCUGACGUACGGUGCUUUAAUGUUGAAAACAUGGCGAAUAUCGGUGAUAUUUCGAGUGAAGUCGGCAAAGGCGGUAAAAAUUACAGAUGCCAGUUUACUCAAGCGACUUGGUAUCAUAGUCAUGAUAUUCAGUGUAUUUCUAAGUAUUCGUACUUUGGUUGCACCACCGGUAGUCAUAGUCGCACGUACAGCCGAUGAUUUGAAAGCGUAUCUUUGUCGAACGGAUUGGUGGGAUCACAGUUUCACGACGCUCGAAGUGAUGUUCCUUAUUUGGGGUAUCAGACUAUGCAUCGUUGUAAGAAAAACUCCGUCUGAAUUUAACGAGAGUCGAUUUAUAUCGAUGGCCAUUUACAACGAAUUUUUGCUAUCGGUCUUCCUCAAUGUUUCAAUGCUGUUUCUGCAAUCACCGGCCAAUCCGGAUUUAUUGUACAUCAUAUUUUUCUGUCAUACCCAACUAACCGUCACACUCUUAUUAUGUCUUAUAUUCGGCAGCAAGGCUUACGUGGUAUUUCGCGGUUAUGGCAAAGAGGAUUCAGCCGGUAAACUUUCUGGUCCAGCCAGCAAGUUUUUGAGUAAAAGCAGUCGACCUCAAGGUACCAGCAAUCAGACAAAUUCAAUAUCUCUCCAACAAGGUAAUUUCACAGAGGAGAGCGACGGUACUACGGAGGAAUUUCGUCGUCUGAUCGCUCAACUGGAUGUUUUAAAGGAGAAAAACGUUUUAUUGGGUAACCACUAUCUAGUCAGUAAAAUUGCAGCGAUGCAGGAAGCUGCAAAUCGUAGCGAAGCCCAAGUAUCGACAAUUCAAGCAAUCUCUACGAGCAUUAGACUGAACGAUCUUAACGGUUCGCGAACGGUCGUGGAAAGCGAAUUGGGUAUAUCAUGUGAAAAGGAUCACAAACUUAUAGGUAUUGGACUUCAUGAGAAAAAGUGUCAGGCUUGUAUCGAGAAGAAUGGUCUUCGAAGCAAGGACCAACAUCGCAAUAGUGAUCCUAGCAGUAGCACCACAAGCAUACGAAAAGGAGAAUAUUCGAAUUUGAAAGAAACCGAUAAAGAAGUUCGCGCUAGCGAUGGUAAGAACGAUGUUGGCGUUUCGACGUCCUCGAAACUAAUCGGCACCUGUGAGGACAUAGCCACGGAAACGAACCCUGAGCCGAACGGAAAAGAAAAUGAUGCAAAAGAUAAGUCCAAGAGCAAAUCCGGUCACGCCAGGACCCAUGCCAUUGUAAUCAACCUCGACGAUAAGAGCAGAUUCUCAGAAGAGGUCACCGUCUAAAGGUUCAUCGAGAUAACCUUCAGACCCUUCUCCUUCCUUCUUUUUCUUCAUGACGAAUGAACAAAUGAGAUUUACCAUGGCCAUCUUCCUUUGUCACGAUUUCGAUACAUUUAUUUCGUCAGUACUUCGAAAAAAAAAAACUAUUUUUUUUUUUAGAAUAAUCAUCGAUAAUAAAACUUUGUUUCAAAAACGAAUGGAAAACGGUUCAAGAUCGUCCUUGAAAAUAUAACAAAAAUCCUUGAAAAUGAUUAAUUAUUUGAAAUUCGACUAUUGCGCAAUAAUUGGUUGUUCAAUGAAAUAUAUAUGAUCACUCGUUUUUUUUUUAUCUUUUUUUUUGUACUAUUGAGCGUUUUUACGUGCUCUAAGCGAAAGAAUUAAAUAAGAUCUGCCGUAAUUUACACAUGUAAAUACGUUUUAAUGCGCGCGUUCAAAGUCUUGCCGUAAUUAUACACGAACGCAUUGUAUAUAUCAAUAUAUAAAUGUAAUAAUAUGUUUAACGAUCAAAAGUGAAUAAAAGUGAAAGAAAAUAGGACUGAAAUUUAUUUCCUUCUACGUAAGGAUUAAUUGACGUCUUAACGUUGGGAAAAAAAAUUUAUUCGAAACAAUUUGAGAAAAAAAAAGCGGACUCGAAUUUAAAAUAUCGAUUUGUCCGUUCUGCCAUAUCAUUAUUUUGUAAAUAUCUUGUAAAUAAAAAACAAUAUCAUUGCAAUAUUAAAUAAUUACGUUUGUCUAAAGUUUGCACACAUACGUAUCGAUUACGUUGAAAAUGGAUAUAUGUAUAUAUAUUCAAAAAAUAACUCAUGCUUCACGAGAUCAUGCAAAAAUAAAAUUAAAAAAAAAAACAAGAAUCUCAAUAAAUCAAAUUCAUUUGUCGAAUUACCGAACAACUUUUUCAUUAAUUUUUUAAUUCAUAACGAUUUCGAUUCGACCAUUGAUAAUUUAAUCGGCGAACAUAUACAUACAUAACUCGAUUUUAAAGCUAAGCUUUUAAAAACAUCCGAUGAAGAGCAAAAGAUCAUCUUAUAUAUUGACCUUGGUCAACGAUUGAAAUGACCUUCGCAAUAUUACGUCGAAUUCAUUAGCAAAGUUCUUUUUUUAAACAUAACUAUAAAGAAUACACACAUAUACAAUAAUAGAAACAGAUCGUAGAGCACAUAAAAAGAAAGGAAAUAAAAUCAGAAUUGGAAUUGAUCGCUCUACUUGCGCAAAAAAAAAUGUUGCUAAUAUCAACAACAACGCGUUUUACUAGGGGAAUAAAAAAAAACAAAUAAAAUAAAAUAGAAUAUAAAAGCGCAAUAUUCUUAAAGGGAUCAUUUCUUAUGUCCACCGUCGAAAUUUUAUGCUCCGUUGAUGUACAAUAGAUGUACCUAAAUGUCCUAAAACAAAUAUCGUAGAAAUUAAGAUAAAAAAAAAAUAAAAUAAAAUAAAAUAACCAGCAAAACGAAAUUCGUAAGGCGCUCGUUUCGAUCUAGAGAUCAUCGAUUUUAUGCACCUUAGAGAGCACAAUCCACAUCGAAUUUUAUCUCUCGAAGAGAUAUCGAACUCUUUGGACGAUCGGGCUAAUUCUUGCAAUUACGUUGAAGGGACGUCGUUGUAAUACAAUAUAUCGCUGUUGUUUGUUGUAUAUACAUACAUAUAUACAGUAAGUCCAGAAAUAUUUUAAAGAUCUUUUGAAAUUGACUAAAAUUCUUUUUAAAUCGUUCAUAUUAUACAACUUAUUUAAAUGUCUAUAAAAUCUUCAUCAAUAUAUUCUAAAAUUCAUCGUUUUACAAUGAUUAUAAAGAUCAUAAUUUGCUUUAGCAUUGAUGGAAUUUUUUUUCGUGUAAUUUGCAUAUAUGUAUAUAUCCGUUUUUUUAUAAGACUCGAUGAGAAAAUUUAUUUUAUAAAUGUUUACUACCAGAAGAGAAAAUCCAUCUUAUCUCUUAGACAUACUCGAUAUCUAUUCAGGAAAUAUUUAUUCAAAGUUUUGUUUGAACUAGAAUAAGUUAUACAAUUUUAAAAAUGUAUUCAAACAUUUCUAUGACUUACUGUAUAUAAAUUUGCCGGACAAAUUCCUUUUCAGAGCAUGUAAUGAAUGUCUUUUGGUGUAUGGUGUGUUCUACGUAUCUAUAAUACGUACAUACAUAUGUUAGAAGAUUAGAGAUCUUACGAAUGCGAAAGUACUUACAACAUUGUUUCUGUUAAACAGAAAGAAAAGAUAAAGAAAAGGAAAAAAAGAAAACGAAACGAAAAACGAAAACAAUUUUUCCGAAUAAUCUUGCUUUAUGUUGACGCAUGAUUAAUGAAUACUCGUGAAAUAUGUCAUAAGAACAAAAUAAAAAGUAAUCAUCGAUCGACGAACGAUAA